UCUGUGGCAGGUUCCUCCUCGGCCGUCUCCACCGGUUCUUCAGUGCGCGUCCCACCAUCCCGACUCGGUGUUGCAACCAGUUUCUUUCCCGUAUCAUCAACCGGAAAUGGCUCGGACUCAACGUCAGGCACAUGAUAUACUGAAAUUUAAAGAAUUACCCAACGACUUCUUUUCACUUAUUCGAGUACCUCUCUUCGGCUUCCGUGGUUCUUCCUCCUCAAUUGGAAUGAGCUUACACCGCUUAUUCCAGAAGCCUUUAGCGCGCGUAAGUAUUUCACACACGUCCUCGGCUGCGGUCGAGAUCAGCUUCAGUGGAGGGGCAUCCCGUUCGAGCUUGAGUACCACAUUUUUCUUUUCAGUGAUACUCUGUCGGAUAGCCUGUAAAUUAAAGGAUUGA
Messenger RNA from Meloidogyne enterolobii, 397 nucleotides. The record is from the annotation of a GenBank genome assembly. NCBI's taxonomy places the organism in Eukaryota, Metazoa, Nematoda, Chromadorea, Rhabditida, Meloidogynidae.